AUGGAGAGAGUAAAUUCAGUUGACUGUGAAACAAAGCUGGAGCUGGCCCAAGCAGCUAAUGAAUGCCCUUUAAAUAGUCAAGAAAUCCCUCCUGUAAGCGAUGCUGAACAUUCAGUGAAGCACUGCUAUUGCCACCACUGCACUUGUGGAUUCCAUCAAUGUCCAGCUGAUCUUAUCAGCAAAAGACCAUCAGCAAGAGAUGCUUGGAUUUCUCGGUAUCGAAAAGAAUUCACCAGCUUUCCCAAUGAAAUGAAGACAUAAAAAUAAAAUAAAUAUUUUGUUUAAAAAUAAAUGAAAGUUUUAAUUCAUUAUAUAGGAAGAGAUUAAGCCAAAAUCUCCAUCAUCAAUAAGCCCAGGAAGCUGAAAGAAAAUAGCAAAAAGCUAUGUGCCUAAGUUUGACGGUCUAACUACACAAAAGGCUGAUUAUAUUAAUUACGGUAGUUAUGAACCUGCAAAAACUGAAAGGAUUAUCAGAGAGCCUCAGAAUUUAAAGACCUUAUCAAUGUCUUCUUAUAAGAGUGAAUACAUUGAUUGAAAAAGCGGAGACCCUGUUCAUGUAAAAGUAUCUCCACUUCCUUAUCGAGGAGACAUGGUAAAGUGAAAUCACAAUUCAGUUUACCGUGAAAAUUAUAGGCUAAACUCAGGCCAUAUAAAAAAUAUAAUAGCUCGCUCAACAACCCCUCCUCCUUUCCCAUCAAUCUUUAAAGAAGAGCCUCAGUCAAUUCAAAAGACGAGCUACACGAAUAGAUCAUCACAGUCUUCCAUCUUAAACAAGAUUAUAGAGAGACCCAAAGAAAGAACCAGCACAACCCCAACCCCUGGCAAUCACUUUUCUACUAUUUACAGAUCUUCAUACAAAGAAAGCAAAUUUUUGCCUUUAACUCGUCUUAGAUAA
Messenger RNA from Blepharisma stoltei, 895 nucleotides. NCBI's taxonomy places the organism in Eukaryota, Ciliophora, Heterotrichea, Heterotrichida, Blepharismidae. The record is from the annotation of a GenBank genome assembly.